Bactrocera neohumeralis is the source of this 1752-nucleotide messenger RNA. RefSeq lists its product as uncharacterized. The transcript is spliced from 2 exons. Gene Ontology annotation, biological process: DNA integration. The coding region runs from base 1 to 1752 and encodes 583 amino acids. The record is from RefSeq and is a predicted model, not a curated record. NCBI's taxonomy places the organism in Eukaryota, Metazoa, Arthropoda, Insecta, Diptera, Tephritidae. Gene Ontology annotation, molecular function: nucleic acid binding.
AUGGUUAAUAAUAACCUCUGGUGGCACGGACCCCAAUGGCUAACACUCGACCCAAUACACUGGCCAGUUACCAAAAAAUCAAGCGAUACAACACUGGAACUCCGGCCAAUCAAGACCUUCGUGAACACAACACAAGAGGAUAUCCUGGAUAGAUUCUCGUCCUUACCCAAAGCCAUUCGAGUUGUAGCAUAUUUGUUACGAUUCUGUUCGAAUGCGUCACCCAAUAAAACACAACAGUCAUACACGACGUUGGAAAUAACUCCAGAGGAGUUCAACACUACCCGCACGAAGCUAAUUAUUUUAUCCCAAAAGAAGUAUUUCCAAGAAGAGUAUGAAGCCUUAACCCAGAAAACCAGCAUACCCAAAAAAAGUACAAUUUUGACACUAAACCCUUUAAUCGAUCCCAAAGGAAUAAUGCGAGUUAAUGGUCGGUUGAGCAAUUCAGCGGCAUUAUCAUACAACGAACGUUAUCCGAUUAUAUUACCCUAUAGCAGUCGAUUAGCCAAACAACUCACCAAAUUUACCCAUCUAAUAACCCUUCAUGGCGGCAACCAGCUAGUCUUACGACUUAUGCGUUCGGAAUUCUGGAUACCGAAGCUGAAAACCCUCAUCAAGUCUACCAUUCAUCAGUGCAAAACUUGCGUUUUGCACAAAAAGCGUAACACUAUUCAUAUUAUGGCAGCACUACCCACAGAACGUACCACCUUAACCCGUCCAUUCGCAGCAACAGGAAUCGAUUUCGCCGGUCCCUAUGACAUAAAAAAUUACACCGGCAGAGCAUGUCUGAUCACAAAAGGUUAUGUAUGCGUAUUUGUUUGUUUUGCAACCAAAGCAAUACAUCUAGAGCCAGUAAGUGAUCUCACCACCAACGCAUUCAUGGCCGCAUUCGCACGUUUCUUUUCCAGGCGCGGAUGUCCCGCCGAUCUCUAUUCGGACAAUGGAACUAAUUUCGUUGGAGCGUCUAAACUUUUAAUUAAAGAUCGGCGAGAAUUCAUGAAGUCAUUGAAAACUCAAUUAACAGCUAGUGAAGCACACCAAAACAUCAACUGGCACUUUAAUCCUCCAGGAGCUCCACACAUGGGUGGACUCUGGGAAGCAGGAGUGAAAAGUUUAAAGAGCCACUUGAAAAAGGUGUCUCAGAACCAGAAAUUCACUUUCGAAGAACUAGCAACCCUUUUAACCCGAAUCGAAAGUUGCUUGAAUUCUCGCCCUUUAAGCCCAUUAAGUGAAGACCCAACAAAUUUAGAACCUUUAACUCCAGGUCAUUUCUUAAUAGGUACCCCUUUAUUAAUCCCAGCAGAACCUAACUUAGAAGAUGCACAUCUAAGCAUCGCACAAAGAUGGCAGAAACUGAAGAUACUCCAUCAACACUUCUGCAAACGAUGGAAAGAAGAAUAUUUGAAAGAACUCCACAAAGAUAUAUUGACAUGGCCCCUCAAAGCAGUACGAAGUCCAUUUGCAGCCGCCAAAGCAGCCCCACAUUCACUGUGCGAUCCCUCAGCUCGACUCGUAGCAUCAGCCCACUCUCCGACGAAGGAACCCUGGCAAGACGCCUGCAUCGCUUUAAAGCGACCCUUUCCCCCAUUCGAGAGGAGCGUGGAAAUACGAAUCGCACGGCCCGACGUACCAUCAGCCGUUCCUCUAUUAGAGAAGAACGAGGAAGUACCCAUCGCACAGCCCGGCGUACUAUCAGCCGUUCAUCAAAGCGAACGCACAAACACGUCGCCUGUGGAUUGUGUAAAAAGACCAUAG